Messenger RNA from Amoebophrya sp. A25, 583 nucleotides. NCBI's taxonomy places the organism in Eukaryota, Dinophyceae, Syndiniales, Amoebophryaceae. The record is from the annotation of a GenBank genome assembly.
UGGAGACUUGGCUAAAGUAAGCAUCGCCGCCUCGGUUUUAACACAAAAUGGAACGCGAAAAUAAGAGGACUGUAGUUGUAUCGUUAGCUUCGUUUCGUGCUUGAAUUGAUUUAAUACACCGCUUCCUUGUGACAAUGUUGUUGUCGUUGAACGAAAUAAUGGCAUGCUGAAUCCAAAAGGCAAGAAUAUGGCUCCGUCUUUGACCCAACACGGCGCUCUUGUACAAGCAGAAAUCGGGCGUCAAACCCCUUCAGGAGCGGGCGACUUGCCGGCCGUGGAUUCCUGCUCUUCAUCUGGAAGUUCGAUGCACAGUCAAAAUCGUGUAGACGGCAUGAAUGAAGACAACGGCAGGAUAUGCAUGGAGAUGGAGAAUCUCAACGACGAACAAGAUGUAACAAUGGGGAGUCAACAUGAUCGUGGCGUUCGUCGGGGCUUUUCGACUUAUGCGCCUAGACGAGAGGACCAUGCAGAUGACAGAAAAGUGGGGAAUCAGCUGUUAGUUGACGGCCGAGCGCGGACAAGGGGUGAGACAAGGACAGGAUUCGGAUCAACUUCUCUCGCACGAGAUGAAAGAGUAUCACCA